AUGAACAAGCUUCAACUCACCACCUUCUUCCUCCUCCUCCUCCUGAGCUCUACGGCCGCUUCUUCUCCUCCUCCUCUCCCUGCGCAGAAGACGGCGCCGGAGGGGACGAGGUGGGCCAUCCUAGUGGCCGGCUCCGGCUACUACUACAACUACAGGCACCAAGCCGACGUCUGCCACGCCUACCACAUUCUCAAGAAGGGAGGCCUCAGGGACGACAACAUCGUCGUUUUCAUGUCCGACGACGUCGCUUUCAGCGUCGGCAACCCCCGCCCGGGCAUCCUUAUCAACAAGCCCACGGGAAGCGACGUCUACUCCGGCGUCCCCAAGGACUACACCGGCAGCAAUUGCACCGCCGACAACUUUUACGCGGUGAUUCUUGGGAACCGGUCCGCUUUGACUGGGGGAAGCGGGAAAGUCGUCGACAGUGGCCCCGACGACACCGUUUUCAUCUACUACGCCGACCAUGGUUCCGCUGGGCUCGUUGGAAUGCCUGUGGGGAAAAGCGUGUACGCCCACGACCUGAUGGAAGUUCUCAAGAAAAAGCACACUGCUAAUGCUUAUAAGAGCAUGGUGAUAUAUAUGGAGGCGUGCGAGGCGGGAAGCAUGUUCGAUGGGGUGUUGCCCGGCGACAUGAACAUCUACGCCGUCACGGCGUCGAACACAUCGGAGAGCAGUUACGCGUUCUAUUGCCCCGGAGACUACCCCGCCGGCGCUCCCCCUGAUUUCCAGACCUGCUUGGGCGACUUAUUCAGCAUUUCCUGGCUCGAGGACAGCGAUUUGCACGAUCCGCGCAAGGAAACCCUUGAACAACAAUACCAUGCGGUGAGAAGGAGAACGGCGAUGGAUUCAGAAAACUCAAGCUCCCACGUGAUGCAGUACGGGGACAAGACCAUCGCCCACCAACUACUCUCCUUCUACAUCGGUUUCGACGACGGCGCCGGCGCAACCACCAGCCGUAUUAUUAGCACUACUACUAGUUAUCACGAUCGCCGCCGUGCCGCGGCCACCGCUGCCAUUCCUCGAGCCGCCCCCGUCAGCCAACGUGACGCUGUCCUUGUCCAUCUCCAGCAACAGGAAAAGGCAGAGGCUGAAAUGAAGUUGGAGAGGGAGAUUUUCAGGAGGAAGCAAGCGGACGAGAGGAUAACAAGGAUCGGAGACAUGCUGCUUGGCGGCCACGAGACGGCCGUGAAUGUGAUGAAUUCGGUCAGGCCUUCCGGCCACCCUCUCGUCGACGAUUGGGAUUGCUUCAAGUCCUUUGUGGAAACAUACGAAGAAAAAUGCGAGGAGAAGUCGUCGGAGUAUGGGAAGAAGUACAGCAGAGCCCUAGCCAACAUGUGCAAUGCUGGAGUUACUCUCCGCCAACUCAUCGCCGCUUGCAAGAAAGCUUGCCCUAACAACAAAUUAGGCAAGGGCAUGGUUAAUGAAACCAUAUCUCGACCUUAA
This is a messenger RNA of Linum tenue, 1443 nucleotides long. The record is from the annotation of a GenBank genome assembly. Lineage: Eukaryota; Viridiplantae; Streptophyta; Magnoliopsida; Malpighiales; Linaceae.